This is a messenger RNA of Meloidogyne enterolobii, 271 nucleotides long. Lineage: Eukaryota; Metazoa; Nematoda; Chromadorea; Rhabditida; Meloidogynidae. The record is from the annotation of a GenBank genome assembly.
UCUCUCGAUUACAUAUCUCGUUUUUAAAAUGAUUUCCCACAAUUUUUCUCAUUUUUUUUCUUCAAGUUUUCAAGAAAAUUACUUUGUGCGGUCUUUUUAUGCCGCAUUUUCUCAAAAAAAUUUUUUGCUGUCAUCGACUUUUUUUACUUUUGUCUAUUUUUACCGCACAGUCUUUUCAGUCGGGUCUGCCACACCUUUGUCAAUUUGGCCGAUAGCUCCGCUCUUCUCUCCCUUUGUCAUGACUGAUUCGCCGACCGAGAAAGCAUUUUAG